UCUAUUCUUCAUGCCCUUCCAUGCUUAUUUGAACGCUUAAGGAGUUUAUGAAUUCGUAUUGGUUUUAUUAAGAUAAAUAUAAUAUGUUAUAUAUCUCCGCCAUGAUGUGGAUCUAAUAUCAAUAGAUAUUUCAAACGUAAAAUGCGCUUAAUAUUGAGGAAAAUUUCACAUGGAUAUUUUCUUUCAACAUUUAUGGAAACUUGAUAUGAAUAUUAAAACAUCGAGAAAAUUGAUCUACACUGGCAGCAUUCUGCUGGAGUAACCUACUAUUGUUGCACGAAGGAAACUAUUGUUACAUUCAGGAUUAUAAUACAGCUGACUCACGAUGACAAGCAAGCUUACAGUUGCUUCAUAUUUCGCUCUGUCAUUCAUUCUCCUCGGAAUGGGAGCCCAUAUUCUGGGCUUCGUUACUGACUUUUGGUGUACUGGAUCACGUGAUAAACCGAUACCUGAUGCAGUCGACAGAACAUGGGAUGUUCGCGAAAAUAUGACAGAUUCGAAUGUACUGCAUGUAAACAUGGGACUCUUCAGUCAAAAAGUAGAGUAUGAAGACGGAACACUCAUUGAAGAAGCUUCCUCUUUAAAAUUAAGAGAAGAACAGAUAUUGGUGCUGUCCAUUGCGGGAGCUAAUACGUUACUAUGUCUGAUAUUGUAUAUCCGAGCUAUACAUAUUUUUGUUGGUGUAACGUCUUUCAUUAUCAUGUCACUUAUGCUUCUGUCUGCGUUUUAUACGUUCGAUCAUACAGACAGCAGUCUUCAAAACUUGCAGGAAUACCAUUCAAUGUGGCCAACCAUGGUGCUCUCUUGGUCAUUUAUUUGUGUAUUUGCUGGACUUAUAGUGAAUAUUAUUUCAACGGCAGCAUUUCUCACUAUAUUGCUCAUAAAGGGAGAACGUAAAGCAGCUAACUCUUCUAAAGGGCUGGGUCCCGCACACGUUGUUGACACGGAUGACAAAACGCCUAUUGUGAGCGUAAUUGCCGGGGAUCAGUCAUACGAAAAUGUGGCUUAUACAAAUGAAUAUCGGAAUAAUUCGAAUGUUGAGACACCUAGCUCUGCAAAUGCAACUUCAAGUUAUCCGGCGUCAGAACCCGUUUACACCGUAAAAGAUGUUGAUAUUAUCUUAGAAGACAAAAAUAAAGACGACAAAUCUGUAGAACGUACAAACACAAACUCAGUUGACAAGUCAUAUACUUUUCUGGGAAAGCGUGUCCCAGAUGAACCAACUACAGAUUUGGACGCUGUCGAAUCCGACAUCGAAGAAAGUGAUAAUACAAUGAACCUCGGAGAAAGCAUAAAUACAAUAUCAGAGAGCAUACGGUUGUGAGAUUUUGAGUUAUGAGAUAUAUUGUAUAUGCACUUGAAACUUUAAACCAAUUCAGUUUGAUCGCUCACCGUCCGGCGUCCGUCCGUCGUCCGGCGUCCGUCAUCCGUCAUCCGUCCGUCCUCACUUUCCUUUAAACAACAUCUCCUCCUAAACCGCCGAGCCAAUUUCGAUGAAACUUCACAGGAAUGUUCCUUAGAUAGCCUUCUUUGAACGUUGUUCAAAGAAUUGAAUUCCAUACAGAACUCUGUUUGCCAUGGAAAAUACAUUAAAACUAUUCUUGUCCUAAACCACAGGUCAUAGGGCUUUGAUAUUUGGUAUGUAGCAUCAUCUAGUGGACCUUUACCAAGAUUGCUCAAAUUAUCCCCCUAGGGUCAAGACUUAUAUAGGUAAAAGUUUGAAAAUCUUCUUGUCCAAAACCACAGAGCCUAGGGCUUUGAUAUUGGGUACGUAGUAUCAUCUGAAAGUCCUCUACCAAGACUGUUCAAAUUAUCCCCCUCGGGUCAAAUAUGGCCCCGACCUGGGAGUCACAUGGUUUAUAUAGACUUGUAUAGGGAAAAUCUUCUUGUCCAAAACCAUUUGAUAUUUUGUAUGUAGCAUAAUCUAGUGGUCCUCUACCAAGAUUAUUCAAAUUAUCCCCCUAGGGUCAAAUAUGGCCCGCCCUUUGGGUCUUCUGAUUUAUAUAGACUUACAUACGAAAAAAAAAACACAUGGCCUAGAGCUUUAAUAUUUGGUAUGUAGCAUUUAGUAGUAGUCCUUUUCCAAGAAUGCUCAAAUUAUCCCCCUAGGGCCAAAUAUAGCCCGCCCUUGGGGUCACCUGAUUUAUAUAGACUUACAUAAGAAAAACUUUGAAAAUAUUCUUGUACAAAACCACAUGGCCUGGGGCUUUGAUAUUUGGUAUGUAGCCUUUUCCAAGAUUGCUCAAAUUACCCCCGUCUCACCCAGGAGGUGGGGGCAUAUGUUUUAAUUAGCCUUGUUUAGGGAAAAACUUUUUAAAAAGUUCUUGUUUCAAACCAUUAGGCCCAGAGCUUAGAUAUUCAGUAUGUGGCAUGCUCUAGUGGUUCUCUGCCAAAAUUAUUCAAAUCAUAAUCAUGUGGUCAAUAUAUGCCACGCCCGAGGGGUCCCUAGUUUUACACUGAAUUAUAUAGGAAAAGUUUAUUAUCAACAUGUGAAGUUGUGUACCCACACCCGGUCACCCCCACCGCCCUGGUCAACACCCCCUCCCCCAUCCCAUAUUUUUUUCCCUUUUUUCCUUUUUUAACCGUAAAAACCUUCCAUGAAUAUUUAUCAACAUGAAAUGUAUCCCCCCACUCUCACCUCGCUCCAAGCGAUUUUGAUUUCCAUUUUUUAUUUUCCUUCGAUUUUUAUUAUCAACAUGUGAAGGUUUGUACCCCCCCCCCCCCCCCACACACACACCUCCCAAAAGAAAAUCACACACAUUACCUGCCUGUAUUCAUUUAGUAGAAACUUUUAAUUGUUCAAGCAAGCAACUAAACUCAUGUGAGCGAUAUUGGACAACAUCAUCCCUCUUGUUGAAAUAGGAGUGGCGUGCACACUUACAUAUUUCUACAUAUCAGAGUAGAUAUAUAUGUUCAAAAUUCAAGGAACAAAGGUGAAUGACCUUUUAUAGUUGUAACAUUAUUUCUUGAUAGAUUGAAUAUAUGAUAUACUGAAAGGACAUCAUUUUAUAUGCAACGUGAUAUUUUAUAAGUUUAUAUGUGAUUUCUAUCUUAAACGAUAAACAUUAUAGUAUUAGACAAGUUUACAAGCUGAAUAUUUACACGUACAGAGAAAUAGAGAGAGAGAGAGAGAGAGAGAGAGCGGCUACUGUUUCGAUAUUAAGUUAUCAGUCUCGGAAGAUUUCGAUAAACCUCACAAUAAUAGGCGUUUGUCUUUUGAUAUCAGCUUUGUUAGGUCAGCCUAGUGAAAUUCAAGUUAAACAUCGUUUUCAGCAAUCUUGAACAUUGUUUCAUUUUAUUUCUUUAUAAAUGACAUUUCGUUUUAAAUGUGAAUAUUGUAAUUAUCCAGUAGUACUGAACAAUACGAGACAGGUCGGUAAAAAAUGUAUUGCACGGGUAGAUUGUUGCCUACUUGGUUUGCUUCUUAAUAUCAGUUAAAAUGCAAAUAUUUGAAAUGAAAGUCACUGCUUUCAUGACGAAACGGCCAAAUUCACUGCUAAAUCAGCUUGCUUGUUAACACCGUCACGACCACAAAUCAAGAAUAAAUUAGCAAAGUUUAAGUUCUCUGUAAAGUUAAAUUCUAUCUACAUCGCCUACCAUUCCCCGAUUUUUGAUAUUUGAUACAAUGCUUGUAAAAAUGCAAAAAAUAUGAUGACAGUCACCUUUGUUGACGCUCUUUUAUCGCGACAUGCACUACCUCGGAAGUUGCGACAGAGCGAUUUAGCGUAUACCUCUGAAAGAGGUAGCUCUGUUGUUUACCAGGCGUGUGUUAUUAAAUCUGAAUUCUAAAUACAAGCUCACAUCAAGAUAAUCUAAGUCACGAACUAAAUGAGAAUAAGCAUUGAUUCAGCUGUGCUAACGCAUAAUGAAAUAAAUAGCGACCACUGAAAGAUUACUCUACUUGGAAUGUGAAAAAAAACAUGUUUGAGUUAUUUCCCUUGAUUCAAUUUGACACUAUUUUAAUGCCAAGAAACAUAUAUAAAAUAGAAAAAAAGGAGAAAUUUAAAAGACCAAAGAGGACCGGGUGAGAAAAAAAAAGCGCCUUAGAUUGAAAUACAAAUGAAAUAUUGUACAUAAAAGGUGGUGGUUUCUUUGAGAAAGAUAUCAAGUGAAAUUUAAAACGUAACUCAAUUUUAGAAUCUGUGUUUCUACAGAUUGGUGCUGACAAACACUGCAAAAUGGCUCCACAUUUUAUUAAAUCUAUCUAUUCUAAAUAAUUUUACUGCGUUGAAUCUCUCAGUUUGAAACAGUGAUGUAAUUUCUUUCUUUAGAACAGUCAAUCCAGGAACACAAGCAUUCAAUUUGCAAUGAUAAAUAUACAAUUUGGUUGUUAUAACAACACUAUUUAAAAUGGUUGAUUAGAUAUGUUACCUAACAAAACGUCGCUUUUAGUAAACAGAACCGUGUUUUCUCCACAGUAUCUAUUUAUCCAUGGCUGCACAUUCAACCAAAAAAACAUGUAUAAUGUCACAACCCCAAAAUAAGUGUACUAAUGUUUCUGCUUCUUGAGCACAGAAAGAACAUAAAUUGCUAUUAACCAUACCCAUUUUUUGGUAAUAAAUAGUUUGUACCUAAAAUUCUGUGAUUUAUCGUAAACUGAAACCACUGCAGUUUUGAGGCCUUUGUGCACUUAAAAAGCAAUUUAUAAAUAUUUUUCCAGAUUGGGUUUGUUAGAUUUAAUUCUUGUGUCCAACUGUGUUGAGAAGAAGGCUGGCUUGUUUUGCUAUUUAAAGAGUCAUAAAUUUUUCUACAGCCUUUAACUCCAAAGUUUAUUAAUGCUAUAGACAGGGGUUGCAGAGGAAUUUUUUGGUUAGUGCCCUGAUGCGGAAUACGAAGGCUAUCUAGAUAUGAGCGGAUUGAGAAAAUUAUUUCAUUAUAAUCCAGAAAAUUAGUCCUUGUAUUGUAUACUUCUUGAAAUUCUUCAAAAGAGUAUAAGUUUCCAUUACUUUCAUAAAACCGUUAACCAAGAAGGCCCCUUUGUCCAAUAUAUGCUGCUUUUCAAGAGUUUUACCCCCUAAUUUGAAUUUUGUAUUAUUCCAUACUGGUUCAGAUAAAAACUCAUACCAUGUAUUAAUCUGUUUCUUUUCAAUAAGUGUUAAUACCCCCUUCCAUACAUCCCUCCAGAACUCAUUUUGGUAAUCUGCUAAACUUUGAAAUUGAGUAUGUCAUGAACUAACCAGUUUUUGGCCUCCGGGACCACUGCUUUUUCUUCCUCCUGUAACCAAAAAUCAGAAAGAAAAUAACACUCGUUCUGU
This is a messenger RNA of Mercenaria mercenaria, 5255 nucleotides long. RefSeq lists its product as uncharacterized. The transcript has 5 exons. The record is from RefSeq and is a predicted model, not a curated record. Lineage: Eukaryota; Metazoa; Mollusca; Bivalvia; Venerida; Veneridae. Bases 326 to 1324 code for a protein of 332 amino acids.